Messenger RNA from Thyridium curvatum, 1083 nucleotides. RefSeq lists its product as uncharacterized. Bases 1 to 1083 code for a protein of 360 amino acids. Gene Ontology annotation, biological process: autophagy of mitochondrion; cellular response to nitrogen starvation; nucleophagy. The transcript is spliced from 3 exons. Gene Ontology annotation, cellular component: cytoplasm; phagophore assembly site membrane; Atg12-Atg5-Atg16 complex. Lineage: Eukaryota; Fungi; Ascomycota; Sordariomycetes; Thyridiales; Thyridiaceae. The record is from RefSeq and is a predicted model, not a curated record.
AUGGCGUCCCCAUCCCCAUCCCCGCACAACAACAACCUCCCCUCCCCCGCAUCCUCCUCAUCCUCCCCAGCGCCGCAUCCCUCAUCCGCACCCGCGCCCGUCACCACCCCGGCAACGCCGGCCUCCAUCCCCCAGACCCUCUGGCGCCUCCGCGUGCCCCUGCACAUAACCCACCCGUCCCGGCCCAACACGCCCUUCGUCGCCAGCGUCCCGCGCUUCUCCUACCUCGCGCUGCUCCUGCCGCGCCUGCGCGCCUUCUUCGGCGCCGACGACUGCUCCAGCUUCCACCACGAGGAGGUCCAGCUGCGCAACCUGCCCGUCGGCCUGCUGGUCGACAUGCACCGCCCGCAGCUGCCCUGGCGGCUCGUCGUCGGCGACGGGGACGAGUGGCACAUUGGCGACACGUUCCUCAACGGGGCCAAGGAGGCGGACUUCGUGCGCAACGGCAACGCAAAGCAGAUCAUGGGCAUGUCCAAGGAGGACACCACUGCUCUGUGGAACGCCGUGCAGGAUAACGACCACGCCUCCUUCGCCCGCAUAAACACACGCCUGCUCAACGCGCCCACGGCGCUCAAGCACAUCCCGCUCCGGAUCUACAUCCCCUCCCCGGCCCCGCCCACCGACGGCGGCGGCACGACCUCCCCAGCGACAGCCGGCGAGUUCAAGGUGAUGCAGGUCCUCGUCCCGCCGCGCGUGGCCGCCAACAACCGUAAGCCUCCCUCCUUGUUGCCAUUCUGUUUAUCCAUCCCUUCCUCCGUAAAUCUCCUAAUCAUUGCUGAUGCAAGAGGAACGAACGUAUGUGACGAAAACAGGCAACCAGCAGCAGCCGCAGACGCUGGGCCCGGCCCUCAAGACCCUCCUGCCGGCGCUGUUCCCCAGCAGCCGCGACCCCGUGCUGGCCGGCGUCGUCAUGCACGGGGCGCCCGUGCCCUUCUCGGCGCCGCUCGAGGAGCUGAUGCGCGAGGCCGCCUACCCGGACGGCUGGGUCUGUCUGAUUGUGGAGCUGCUGUGACAAACCCCAAGAAUAGCGGAAGAGAGGGUGGCGAAGCCGUUGCGGGUUUUGGUCAAGGAUGUCCUGUCUAG